This is a messenger RNA of Chaetomium strumarium, 1788 nucleotides long. Its product is annotated as ZPR1 zinc-finger domain-containing protein. The transcript has 2 exons. The coding region runs from base 1 to 1395 and encodes 464 amino acids. Gene Ontology annotation, cellular component: nucleus; cytoplasm. The record is from RefSeq and is a predicted model, not a curated record. Gene Ontology annotation, molecular function: zinc ion binding. NCBI's taxonomy places the organism in Eukaryota, Fungi, Ascomycota, Sordariomycetes, Sordariales, Chaetomiaceae.
AUGCCCGAGCUCUUCAAACCCAUUGGCGAGGAGGUAGAGAAGGUCGCCCCGGCGGCCGUUCCCAAUGGGACGAGCGGUGACGACCAGGAGAAAGUGGUUGAGGAGAUCGAGUCCCUCUGCAUGAACUGCGAGGAAAAUGGUGUAACACGGCUCCUGCUAACGAAGAUCCCCUAUUUCCGCGAAGUCAUCAUCAUGUCCUUCUCCUGCGAGAAGUGCGGUUACCAGAACAACGAGAUCCAGACGGCCGGAACCUUCCAGCUCAAGGGUGCUCGCUAUGAGCUCCGCCUAACCGACAUGGCCGAUUUCGAGCGCAGUGUAGUCAAGUCGGACACAGCCAACGUCAAGUUCGUUGAGCUGGAUCUAGAGGUGCCCCCCGGCAAGGGUCAACUCACAAACGUGGAGGGUCUCCUGACGACCAUAAUCGACGACCUCGCAUACGGUCAGGAGAAGCGCAAGGAGGAGCAGCCUGAGGUAUACGCCAGGAUCGAGGAGAUCAUCGCCAGGGGUAGGAAGAUGCUUGCUGGCGAGGCGUUCCCCUUCCGUGUCGCCGUCGACGACCCGGCAGGCAACUCGUUCAUCACCCCUGACAUGCGCGACGGCGUCGGCAAGUGGGAGAAGCGCGAGUACAUCCGUACCCCGGAGCAAAACGCCGCCCUGGGGCUCGCCGACACCAGCGCAGCCGGUCCUGACGGGCAGGACGACAUCGUGCCCGACCAGGUCUACUCCUUCCCCGCCUCGUGCCCGGGCUGCAUGCACCCGUGCACGACCAACAUGAAGAUGGUGGAGAUCCCACACUUCCGGCAAGUCGUCAUCAUGAACACGACGUGCGACGACUGCGGGUACAAGUCCAACGACGUCAAGACCGGCGGCGAGAUUCCCGAGAAGGGCAAGAAGAUCACGAUCCGCGUCAAGACGAAUGUGGACCUCGCCCGUGACAUCCUCAAGAGCGAGAGCUGCGCGCUCGAGUGCCCCGAACUCAGCCUCUCGGUCAACCCGGGCACGCUCGGCGGCCGCUUCACCACGGUGGAGGGCCUGCUCACGCAGGUGCGCGACGACCUGCACAACCAGAUCUUCGAGGCCGACGCCGACGCCGACGCCGGGGCGAGCGCCCGGGUGAACGAUUCGCUCCCGGCCGAGGAGAAAACGCGCUGGGAGGAGUUCUUCAAGGGGCUGGACGCCGCCAUCAAGGGAGAGAAGGAGUUUACCAUUGUCCUCACCGACCCCCUGGCGAGCAGCUAUGUGCAGAGCUUGGCGGACGACCCCGGCCAGCCGGACGAGCAGAUGACGGUGGAGGAGUACGACCGCACGGACGAGGAGGAGGAGGACCUCGGGUUGAAGGAUAUGAAGACGGAGGGGUAUGAGGCGGAUGCGGCCCAGACGGAGGAUACUGCCUGAGCUGUUGCUUUUUCUUCUUAUUCUGAUAUUUGAGGAGUUUGGUGGGAAAAUACUGUUGAAGAUACCUCAUGGUUGGAUGUAGAUAAAAGAUACAUAUACGAAGCGAUGUGCUGCAGGGGCGUAUGGGAUGAAAAGAAAAAAGAGUUGGCUUACAUUGCUUGUUCACGCCUCCAAAUGGUUGCUGUGUUCUGUAUUGUCUCGGUAUACUAUACAACGAUGUCGGGCAAGUCCCCAAGCCGGGGCUGUAAGCGUCAAAGUUGACCAGCAGCGCCUUCAACAUGUUCAUAGCGUCUUGCCCAUAUGAAGUGAUUAUACCUUAGCAUGGAGCCGCGAAGUGUCAUGCAACAGAUGAAGCAGCACAAGUUGAAGGUAACCCCGGUUAUUAGUUGCCUU